This is a messenger RNA of Sclerotinia borealis F-4128, 420 nucleotides long. Lineage: Eukaryota; Fungi; Ascomycota; Leotiomycetes; Helotiales; Sclerotiniaceae. The record is from the annotation of a GenBank genome assembly.
AUGGGAAACAAAAAUCGACGUGUCCCCCAGGCUGCGGCCAUCGAACUGAUCCCCAAAGAACCAUCCGAGAUCGCAAACCACCCAGGAAUGGUUCUCACAGGCAACAUCUUAACAAUCACCAUCGACUACUGCAACGUAAACACAGAGCAAGAAAACUCCCAAUUCAUGACAACCCUCCUAGCGAUUCUGCCCAACUACGCACCAUAUACAAAGAUCAUUCAACUCAGCAUCCACGCGGACAUCUCCCACAACCAGAACCACAACAUCCACAUCACUCAUGUUCAGGACAUGAAAUCGAUCGUCAACGAGCUGAAUAAGUUUGGCAAACUUGUUCAAGUUCGUGUUCGUACUUUGCUUGAUUAUCAUAACUUUUCUCAGAUGAAACUUGCUGCUGCGAUGUAUGGUCUGAAUAAGGGAUAG